UAAUUAUGCAACACAUUUCCAUUUGUUCCGAUAGCUUUCUCCCUCAGGACACUUCAAAACUGUCCAUACGCUCAUCUCAAUUUUACUGGAUGGCUGCUCUCUCCGGAAUCCGAAGUCAUAAUUUGCCUGUUUUCAAAAUAUUAACAACCGAGGCACUGAUCAUCCUGCAACACGACCAAAGGGCUACUCCUGUUCAACUCUUGCGACCCAUUUCCAUCUGUUCCAAUAGCUUUCUCCCUCCUGAACACUUCAAAACUGUCGAUACGCUCAUCUCAAUUUUCACAAAGCAUUCCAUCAUUUCGGACAAUCAACCAAUCCUUAACUUAGGAUCAAAACUCACUCCUAAGAUCGUUGAAUCUGUUCUAAGAAGCCUCAAGAGUUGGAGGGCUUCCCGAACUUUUUUCAACUGGGCUUCGAACCAAUCUGGAUACAACCACAAUCCAUACACCUUCAACGCCAUGGCUGAAAUCCUUUCACGUGCUCGACAAAUUGACUCACUGAGAAUCUUGUCCACCGAGUUAGUAAAUUCCGGAUGUUAUAUGAGUCCUGGGGCAUUAGGUUUCUUUUUGAGGUGUUUGGGUAGUCAAGGGCUGGUUGAGGAGGCUAUUACGUUGUUUGAUCAGUUAAAAAGUUUGGGCCUUUGCAUCCCGAAUAUGUAUACUUAUAGCUGCUUGUUAGAGGUCAUUUCUAACUCCAGUAAUGUUUUAAUGAUGGAGAUGAAGUUGAUUGAGAUGAGCAAUCAGGGAUGGGCGUUGGACAAAUAUGCAUUAAUCCUUGUCUUGCGUUGUUACUGCAAUGCAGGGAGGUUUGGAAAUGCUUUGAGCAUUUUCAACCAGAUGCAGGAGAAGGGAUGGAUGGAUGCCCAUGUGGCAUGUAUCUUGAUGGUUUCGUUUACCCAGUGUGGGGAGGUGGGCAAGGCAUCUGAGUUGUUUCAGAGGAUGGAGAAACUCAAUAUAAACAUGGGUGAGAAGACAUUUUGUGCAUUGAUUCACGGUUUUGUGAAGGCGGGCAACAUGGAGAAGGCACUGCUACUAUUGGAUAAAAUGAGGAGACGGGGUUUUUCACCAGGUGUUUCUAUCUAUGGUGCCUUGAUGGGAGGACUAUGCAGGAAUAAAGAUACUGAUAGAGCUUUACAGUUAUUUAGAGAGAUGAACAAAUCUGGUCUCAACUGGGAUGUUAAGUUUCUUUCUGAGCUAAUGUCUUCUCUGGCUAACGAGAGUGAGAUGACUUGGUUACUAGGGAAGACAUGGACUUUGAAUAUGGAUUUGAAAGAAAAGAACCUGCUUUACAAUUCAUUUCUGAAAAGUCUAAUAAAUAAAGGUUUAACUGAUAAAGCUCAUCAUCUACUCCGAGCAGCAGCAGGUAUGGAAUAUGACAGUAGUUUUACUGAUGAAAAUAAACUUUUCUUUUUGAAGAAAUUUGUUCACCCAAAAACCUCAUCUUUUGAAAUUGUCAUAGAUGGUUUGUGCAAGUCUGGUAAAUUAGAAACCGCUCUUUCCCUCUUGCAUGAUAUGGAUCUAAUUGGUUUCACGUGCAGUGUGCUUCUGUACAAUACCCUAAUUGACUGUCUAAGUGGCUUUGACCGGUUGGAUGAAUGCCACAGGCUUCUGAUUAAAAUGAAUGAGGCGGGGCUCAACCCAACUCAUUUCACGUACAAUUCCAUUUUUAGAAGCUUGUGUAGGCAAGGAGAUGUUGAUCGGGCUCUUUGUUUGGUUAGGGAAAUCCGUGUGAAUGGUCACGAGCCUUGGAUAAAGAACUACACGUUGCUUAUCAAGACACUUUGCCAAGAUGGAAAAGCACUCAUGGCGCGUGAUUUCCUUGCUGAAAUGGUGAAAGAAGGCUUCCCCCCUGAUGUGGUUGCUUACUCAUCAGCCAUAGAUGGCCUUCUUAAAAUUCAGCAACUGGAUGAUGCUGUGGAGCUUUUCAGAGAGAUCUGUGGACGUGGUUAUUACCCUGACGUGGUUGCUCAUAACGUAAUACUGAAGGGUUUGUGCAAAGCUGGAAGAUUAAUGGAAGGUCAAGAUCUUUUUAAUGAGAUGCUAAGUAAGGGGCUUGUUCCAUCUACUGUUACUUACAACUUACUCAUUAAUGGAUGGUGCAAAAAUGGAUCUAUUGAUCAAGCUGUCCUAAUUUAUUCAAGGAUGCUUGACAAUCAACAGGAACCGAAUGUUAUCACUUACACUACUUUAAUAGAUGGAUUGUGCCAUGCCGGAAAACCAUAUGAAGCUGUGAAUCUUUUGUUUGAAAUGGAGAGCAGAAGGUGCUUCCCGAGCAGAAUUACCUUCAUGGCUUUGAUCAAUGGGCUUUGCAAGUGCAGCAAGCCAGAUGAUGGCCUGGUUUAUUUGCAAGAAAUGGAAAAGAAGGAUCUGGAACCUGAUGUCUUCAUCUACGUAGUGCUGAUUAAUGCUUUUAUAUCUGCAUCCAAUCCCGACACGGGCUAUGCCUUAUUAAGGAGGGUGGUCCAGAAGGGAAAUUGGUCAGAUUUACGUGACAACAAGCACCAUCUAAUUCUUAAAGAUGCAAUACUAAACAUGUCCAUGGAUCCAAGAACUUCAUCUGAGGUCAAAGUUUUAAUUCAAGAUGGUUGCAUCCCUCAGCAUCUCAUUAUUUCAGAAAUUGGCCAACCAGAGACGUGACACCAGUGGAAGUGUUAAUGCGUGUCUGGUAAUUGUUAUUUGGCUGAAAAUGUUGAAACUGUUCAUAUUUUCUUUUCUCAUUUUUUAAAUAAAUACUGUUAUGUAAUAUAUACCUCAGCUAAAUUAGUUAGUAAUUAAAACCCAAAAUUAAUAUGAAAAAAUGGCACCCGUAUCU
Messenger RNA from Cuscuta europaea, 2811 nucleotides. The record is from the annotation of a GenBank genome assembly. NCBI's taxonomy places the organism in Eukaryota, Viridiplantae, Streptophyta, Magnoliopsida, Solanales, Convolvulaceae.